UUUUCAAGAAGACGAGCGGCAAUGGCGGCCUCACGCUCUACCUGGGGAAGAGAGACUACGUGGACCACGUCAGCACCGUGGACACACUCGACGGCGUUGUCAAGUUGGACACUUCAAACUUUGGAGACAGAAAAGCUGGCGUGCGCCUUCCGCUACGGCAGCGACGACCUGGACGUGAUGGGCUUGUGCUUCCGCAAGGACAUCUGGAUCCAGCACGUUCAGAUCUACCCGGACGAUCACAAACCGGCGCUCAGCGACAUGCACGAAACCCUCCUGAAGAAGGCGGGCGAGGAUGCCCGCGCCUUCACCUUCCAAAUUCCCAACAACCUCCCGUGUUCCGUGUCGCUGCAGCCGGGCCCAGAGGACAAGGGGAAGGCUUGUGGCGUCGACUUUGAGGUGAAGGCCUACCUCGCCAACGACAAGUCCAACCCCGACGAGAAGAUCGAGAAGAAGGACACGGCGCGCCUCAUCGUGCGGAAAAUCCAGUACGCGCCGUCCGAGGUGGGCGCCGGGCCCAAAGCGGAAAUCUGCAAGAGCUUCAUGAUGUCGGACAAGCCCGUGCACCUGGAGGUGUCCCUGGAGAAGGACCUCUACUUCCACGGCGAAUCCAUCCCUAUCAAGUUCAAGAUCAACAACGAGACCAACAAAACGGUGAAGAAGAUCCAGGUCUCGGUGGACCAAACCACCGACAUCGUGCUCUACUCGGCCGACAAGUACACCAAGUGCGUCUUCUCCAAGGAGUUCAGUGAAACGGUGGAGGCCGGCGGGACCUUGGAGAACUCGCUGGUCAUUGUGCCGCUCCUGGCCGACAACAAGGAGAAGCGUGGCCUGGCGCUGGACGGGCGCCUCAAGGACGAGGACACCAACCUGGCCUCCACCACCAUGUUGCGCCCGGGUGUUGAGAAGGAAGUUCUGGGGAUUCUGGUGUCCUACAAGAUCAAAGUCAACCUGAUGGUGGGCGGAGGCGGCCUGCUGGGCGGACUCACUUCCAGCGACGUCACCGCCGAGGUGCCGCUCAUGCUCAUGCACCCCAAACCGGAAGAGUAAAGGCUCCGCUUCCGUGGAGGACGUCAGCCUGCGGGUGGGCGGAGUCGAGACGGGAAGUGACGUCGCGGAGAGGAAACGACCCGUGGGAGCGGCAACGGAGGGAAACUGAUCUCUUGAACGCGCAAAGCGUGACUCUGCGUUCUUUUGCGGCGCACAGUUUUCCUUUCACUGUAUGUUCCUGCCUGCUCGUGUCCAAAUAAACAUUCAAACUUG
Molecule: messenger RNA, 1260 nt
Organism: Syngnathoides biaculeatus (alligator pipefish)
Lineage: Eukaryota; Metazoa; Chordata; Actinopteri; Syngnathiformes; Syngnathidae
Product: arrestin-C-like
Exons: 13
Coding region: 22-1047 (341 amino acids)
Biological process (GO): visual perception; signal transduction; G protein-coupled receptor internalization
Molecular function (GO): G protein-coupled receptor binding
Source: RefSeq, a predicted model, not a curated record